Messenger RNA from Sus scrofa (pig), 1129 nucleotides. It is a transcript of the gene IGLL1, whose product is annotated as immunoglobulin lambda constant 1. The record is from RefSeq and is a predicted model, not a curated record. NCBI's taxonomy places the organism in Eukaryota, Metazoa, Chordata, Mammalia, Artiodactyla, Suidae.
CCUCCAGGCCCAGGGAGAUGCACCACAGCCUGGGGCAGAAACACGUGUGCCCCACCCAGGGUCCCCAGAGUGGGACCAGCUGGGGCUGUGGUGAGAGGCGGUUGAACCCUGGAUCCUGACCACAGCAGGGCCGUUGGCUGAUGUCCCUCUGGGAGAGCUCCCCCGGGGAGUAACAGUCAUGGGCCCUGGAGGGGGCCCAGAGCUGGAGUUGGGACAGAGAAGGCCCAGGCAGAGGACGGGGCCACUCGGGCCAGGACACAGUGGGACGGCCUCUGCGAGCAAGAGGGACCGCUGCUGACCCCCUCCAGGGAGCCUACUCAGCAGUCAGCUGGAGGUGCCUUUGACCCUGAGGGCAAAUGAGGCCCAGGUCAGGCCAGGUGGGCCAUGAGGACCUCCGGCGGCAGAGCCCUGGCCCUGGGCAGCACUGGCCUCUCAUCCUGCUGGGCCUGGCCAUGGGCGCUCAUGGCCUGCUGCCCCCGACAACAGCACCACAGAGCAGAGCCCCAGGCACGGAAGCACCAGCCAGAAGCAGCCCUUGGCGCCUGUGGGACCGCAGGUUCCUGCUCCGGCCCCCGCCCCGGGGCACAGGCCCCAGGUGCUGGCCUGCCAGGUUUUGGUCCGAGCCUCAGCCACCGUGGGUUGUUUUUGGCGGCGGGACCCGGCUCACCGUCCUAGGUCAGCCCAAGGCCGCCCCCACAGUCACGCUCUUCCCGCCCUCCCCUGAGGAGCUCAGCACCAACAAGGCCACCCUGGUGUGUCUAAUAAGUGACUUCUACCCGGGCGCCGUGACGGUGACCUGGAAGGCAGGCGGCACCACCAUCACCCAGGGCGUGGAUACCUCCCAGCCCUCGAAACAGAGCAACAACAAGUACGCGGCCAGCAGCUACCUGGCCCUGUCCGCCAGUGACUGGAAAUCUUCCAGCGGCUUCACCUGCCAGGUCACCCACCAGGGGAACACAGUGGAGAAGACAGUGAUGCCCUCCGAGUGCGCCUAGGUCCCUGGGCCCCCACCCUCAGGGGCCUGGAGCCACAGGACUCCCGUGAGGGUCUCCCCCUCAACAACCCUGGUCCAGCCCUUCCUCCUGCACCUGUCAACUCCCAAUAAACUGUCCUCCUUGUCAUUCAGAAA